AUGAUUGAAUUAUUUUCAACAUUUUUUGAUCGUUUAAGUUCUCAUAAUCUAUAGUGUGAACAAAUGCUAAAAUCAUUAGAUUAAUUUAAAGCUUUAUUAUAUGCAAAUGAUGGAGAUAUUGAAAAAUAUUUUAUUGAUUUAAAUGGAUAAAAAUCACCAUUAAAAAGAGAUAGUUCAUAAACCAAAAAAUCAGCUAGUAUAAAAACGACGAAUAACAAACAAUAACUUGUCAUUUCAAACGAAAAAUAUUAGGAUGUGGACAUGAGAUUGAUACUGUGGAUUCAAAUAGAGAAUAUAUAAUUUGUUGUAGAUAAUCAGUAAAUUUAAUGAUGAUUAGUUGUCAUUUGAUGAAUUUAAAUAGAAAUGCUCAAAUAUUUUCAGAGCUAUAUAUUAAUUGGAUAGUGAUGACUUUUUCAAAUGUUUAAAAUCAUAAGAUGUAUAAUUAAAUAAUUACAUCAGGAUCCAUUAAUAACAUCAUAAGUAUCUAAAUAAAGAUGCCAAUCAUCUACA
Messenger RNA from Paramecium pentaurelia, 510 nucleotides. NCBI's taxonomy places the organism in Eukaryota, Ciliophora, Oligohymenophorea, Peniculida, Parameciidae. The record is from the annotation of a GenBank genome assembly.